Protobothrops mucrosquamatus (brown spotted pit viper) is the source of this 1602-nucleotide messenger RNA. It is a transcript of the gene CLMP, whose product is annotated as CXADR like membrane protein. The transcript is spliced from 7 exons. NCBI's taxonomy places the organism in Eukaryota, Metazoa, Chordata, Lepidosauria, Squamata, Viperidae. Gene Ontology annotation, cellular component: membrane; cytoplasmic microtubule; cell surface. The record is from RefSeq and is a predicted model, not a curated record. Bases 370 to 1461 code for a protein of 363 amino acids.
UCCUCUUCUUUCCAGACAUGCAAAAUUACUCUGGCAGCCCUGGAUGCGUCUCUAUGCUGCGCUGCUGCUGCCGCCGCCUCUGACUUUCCCCUUCCAGAUGUUGACAGGCUCCAAACUGAAUCGGCGGCUUGAGAGGAAGGUCUCUUCUCGGAUCUGCAUGGAAAGUGAACGGGGGAUGAACGGCAGAAGGGCAGAAAAAACGAAGUUGGAUAUUUUUCUGGCACAUGGAGGCAAUUACCCAGAGCACAUUCCAGAGGCGCUGCUUUGAAUGUUGAGCAGGUCUGCUUGUCAUUCCUGAGUGGGAAGAAGUGAAGGGGAAAACAAAAAAAAAAAAAGGAGAGGAAGAAAGGUCUUUCUCCCAGAGGCGGAAUGUCGGUGCUUUCCAUCCUUUUCCUAGCCUCCUGUUCUACUUGGAUGUCACAAGCUCAGACAGAAUUUAAAAGAGUGGCCGAAGCCAACGUAACUUUGCCCUGUCAUCAUCGCCUACACCUUCUGGAGCCAGCGAGUCUGGAUAUAGAGUGGCUGCUAAAGAAUUCUGAAGCUAAACCCAAAGUGGUAAUCACUUAUGCAGGAGGCAACAUCUAUCAUGAUAUGAUCGAAGAACAAAAGGGUCGUGUUUCAUUCGCCUCUAAUUUCCUGACUGGAGAUGCCUCUUUGGAGAUUUCUCUUCUGCAGCCAAGUGACUCUGGGCAAUAUACGUGCAAAGUUAAAAAUGCUGGACAGUAUGAAUGGACACACAUCACUCUGAAGGUUCUGGAAAAACCUUCGAAACCCAAAUGCUGGAAAGAAGGGGAAGCAUCUCAAGGAAAAGAAAUCACUUUACAGUGUAACUCCGCCUCUGGCACAGCCCCUAUUAUGUACACAUGGCAGCGUGUAGAUGCAAAGGGAAAACUUGAGCCUCUGCCACCCUUGACACACCUCAAUCUCUCUAAUCCUGCCCAAAUUAUUAUGAAGAAUCUCACAUGGAUGUUCACAGGAUCUUACCAAUGCACUGCCUCCAAUGAGGCUGGAGAGGACAACUGUGCUAUACAGGUGACAGUGCAACAUCCCCCAAAUGUUGGCAUCAUUGCUGGAGCAAUCUGUGGAGUGAUGGGAGUAUCCUUGCUAGUUGUCUUGGCUGUGUGGCUAACUAUCAAAAGGAAAGAAAAAAAUAAAUAUGAAGAAGAGACUCCAAAUGAAAUCAGAGAAGAUGCAGAGGCACCCAAGGCCCGACUGGUCAAGCCUGGCUCUUCCUCUUUGGGCUCCAGAAGUUCACAUUCUGGUUCUUCCUCAACAAGAUCAACAGAAAACAGUGCCUCUCGCAGCCAGCAAACAUUGUCAACAGAAGCUACUCCACACCUAACACCAACACAACACAGCCACCUUGAGAUGAAUGGCAGGAAAAUUGAGCCAAAGAGAAGUAACUACACCAGUUUGAUCAAAACAGAAGCAACCCCUACACUGAUGCCUGCCCAAAGUUGAGCUUUUCAAACCAUUUGAUUACUGUUCCAUCUAUUUGGGCUCCAGCUAUAUCCAUAAAUUAGUACAUACACCACCAGCAUUAUGCAAUUAUUUUAUUUUCCAAUGCAACAUUUGUUUUCUAUAUUUGUGCACAUACAAACA